This is a messenger RNA of Amyelois transitella, 892 nucleotides long. RefSeq lists its product as uncharacterized. The coding region runs from base 108 to 413 and encodes 101 amino acids. Lineage: Eukaryota; Metazoa; Arthropoda; Insecta; Lepidoptera; Pyralidae. The transcript is spliced from 4 exons. The record is from RefSeq and is a predicted model, not a curated record.
GCGAACACAGCCAAAGUGCGCAAGAUUUCCGGACGAACGCCAGUCUGCGCACACGCCGACCACAGCCGGCCGAAACCAGUGAAUCAGUGUCAGUGCCAAUAGUGAUCAUGAAUAGCUACGUUAAAAUCGUAGUGGUGUGCGCGUGUAUAGCGCUGACUUCGGCGCAGUUCGGUUACGACGUGGACUUAUCUGAUGGGUACUUCGGCACCAACUUUGGGGCUUCGGGCUUCGGUGCUUCGGGCCUCGGAGCGCUAUCUGCGGCCGCCGCUAGAGACCCCAGGGCUAAUACAGGUCCCGUGUUGUUCCCCCAGUCUCCCCCCGGCGACCCGUCCCAGACCAGCGGCGUCGUAGUAGGUGCCUCCGGGUACGGCUUUGUGCCUCCCGGCUCUCAAGGUAAACCUUACGGAAGAUAAUAACCCUAGUCAACAUGUAGUUAGCACUAAUAUCCGAAGCACUCUAAAUUAUCAGGAUUAUAAACUCCGAAUGCCAAUUACCGCGGUGCCAGGACCCUAAAAUAGUUUUUUUUUAUCAAUACCGCGUGUAUUACUGGAAAUAUAAUAAUGGCCACUAUUCCAAUAAAAUUCUAAAUUUGAAAAGUACAAACGCACAUCUUUUGUUUUCGUUCUUUUAAAAUUGGAACAAAGAACUAGUUAGUUCUUAAAGUUUAUAAAUGGUCAUUGUUAUGUUUCGAGCAGAAUUUUAAUAUUAAUAUAAUUUAUUUGUAUGAAAGCUUUAAUGCAUGGAUAGUAUUUGCAUGAACCUCCCCAUACCCUGGAAUGGAAGCUUUGUACAAAUGUAACCAGGGGUUAGAACUAAUUUUGUAUUAUAUAAAUGUAAAUACUUUUACAUGGACGAGGCUGUAAAUAGAUCCGAUGUAAUUUUAAUUUAUGGU